Messenger RNA from Amoebophrya sp. A120, 778 nucleotides. Lineage: Eukaryota; Dinophyceae; Syndiniales; Amoebophryaceae. The record is from the annotation of a GenBank genome assembly.
UUGAGCGAAUUGAUCUUGUGGACUGGUGUUACAACCUUCCUUGCGAGUGCAUUGUGUGAAAUGUGUUUCAUGUUCCUACUGCGCAGGAGUCACAUUGCCUAGCGAGAAGUCUUGCGGGGCUUCGCUCGCUCGGCCCAGGGGCUGUGUCUCCAGCUAUGCCCCGGAAGUGUUGCAUAUGCAUUUGCAGCCGACUGCUGGAUAGUCGCGUCGCAAUCGGUCCGAGAUGCGGAGUGGCUGGCCGUCAAUCUGACAACCAGCCUUGUUGCCGAGUUCCCUUUUUUCGCCGCUGAGGGGCGAGCAGCUCUUGGCUGCGCAACUCCGCAUCAUCGGCAAGAACGAGGACAACCCCGGCGCGCGCAGAUUCAGGCGCUGGCCGGCCUUGAUGGCCGACCGGGCGAGCCGCGCCGUCAGGUUCUGCAAGGGGCGCGACAGUUUUGGCGUUUGGGGUUUUGGCGCCCUGGCUCUCGGCGCCUGCCGGCGUUUGAAUUUUUGGCGCCGCCCCUCGCGCGCCGUUCGUUCCGCCCGGACAUGCUUGCCUUUUCGUGCGGCGCGGUUGCCCAGGUUUUCAUUACCUGACGAGCAAAGUACCGCCCGCCGGGCCUACGAUCGCGCGCGCGGCCGGCACUUAACACACAGGCGCAAGCCAGCGCCCGCUCCUCGCGUACGGCGGCGAGCACGUGGGCAGCGGAGUCGGCGCAGCCGGCGCCCAGGCGGUGGCUUGCUUGUUCCGAAUAAAGCAAUUUAUCUGUCAUCAUAGAAGAUUGCGAGUGUGGUCACG